Sorex araneus (European shrew) is the source of this 3596-nucleotide messenger RNA. RefSeq names its product lysophosphatidic acid receptor 1 (gene LPAR1). Gene Ontology annotation, molecular function: lysophosphatidic acid receptor activity. The transcript is spliced from 5 exons. The coding region runs from base 347 to 1441 and encodes 364 amino acids. The record is from RefSeq and is a predicted model, not a curated record. Gene Ontology annotation, biological process: phospholipase C-activating G protein-coupled receptor signaling pathway; neurogenesis. NCBI's taxonomy places the organism in Eukaryota, Metazoa, Chordata, Mammalia, Eulipotyphla, Soricidae. Gene Ontology annotation, cellular component: membrane.
GUGCUGACUAUUUGUUCAGGGAUCACUCUUGGUGGGGCUCAGGGAACCAUCUGCAGUGCUGGGGAUUGAACCUGCUCAGCUUUGUGCAAGCACCAAGGAUCACCACAGCAUCUGGCAGUCUGUGACACUGUGGAGGUGCAGUGAGCCCUCAGUCAUUUUUUGGUUAUCCCAGCCUGGCCCUGCACUCAGGGAUCACUUCUGGGAAUCCGGGGUCAAGCCAGCACGUGCAAGGUACACAGUUUCUCCUAGCAUGACUGCCAUCUGAUUAGCAACCACAAGAAUUUGACUUCUGUGUCUGGUGCCGUUGUGCUGGGGCUUGGUCACUGCCCACAACUAGAGAGCUGCCAUGGCCACUGCCUCUACUUCCACCCCUGUGAUUUCACAGCCCCAGUUCACGGCCAUGAAUGAACCUCAGUGCUACUACAAUGAAUCCAUUGCCUUCUUUUAUAACCGAAGUGGAAAGUAUCUUGCCACGGAGUGGAACACGGUCAGCAAGCUAGUGAUGGGACUGGGAAUCACUGUCUGCAUCUUCAUCAUGUUGGCCAACCUCCUGGUCAUGGUGGCAAUAUACGUCAACCGCCGCUUCCAUUUUCCUAUUUAUUACUUAAUGGCUAAUCUGGCGGCUGCAGACUUCUUUGCUGGGUUGGCCUACUUCUACCUGAUGUUCAACACAGGACCCAAUACUCGGAGACUGACCGUCAGCACGUGGCUCCUCCGUCAGGGCCUCAUUGAUACCAGCCUGACAGCAUCUGUGGCCAACCUAUUAGCUAUUGCCAUUGAGAGGCACAUUACCGUCUUCCGCAUGCAGCUCCACACACGCAUGAGCAAUCGGCGGGUGGUGGUGGUGAUUGUGGUCAUUUGGACAAUGGCCAUCGUGAUGGGUGCCAUUCCCAGUGUUGGCUGGAACUGCAUCUGCGAUAUUGAUAACUGUUCCAACAUGGCACCACUUUACAGCGACUCUUACUUAGUGUUCUGGGCCAUUUUCAACUUGGUGACCUUUGUGGUAAUGGUGGUGCUCUAUGCUCAUAUCUUUGGCUAUGUUCGCCAGAGGACUAUGAGAAUGUCUCGGCAUAGCUCUGGGCCCCGGCGGAAUCGGGAUACCAUGAUGAGUCUUCUGAAGACUGUGGUCAUUGUGCUUGGCGCCUUUAUCAUCUGCUGGACUCCUGGAUUGGUCCUGUUACUUCUUGAUGUGUGCUGUCCGCAAUGUGAUGUUCUGGCUUAUGAAAAAUUCUUCCUUCUGCUUGCCGAGUUCAACUCUGCCAUGAACCCCAUCAUCUACUCCUACCGCGACAAGGAGAUGAGCGCCACCUUCAGGCAGAUCCUCUGUUGCCAGCGCAAUGAGAACGCCAGUGGCCCCACAGAAGGCUCCGACCGCUCAGCUUCCUCCCUCAACCACACCAUCUUGGCUGGAGUUCACAGCAAUGACCACUCUGUGGUUUAGAAGGAAACUCAGCGAAGAAGCCAGACAUCAUGGAUUGACAUGUGAAUAGUCUUCCCCGACCCGACCUGAAUGCCAGGGCAAGGUUGGGUGUGAGAAGGAGCGGAAAGAUAAACUCAUGUACUUAAAACACUAACCAAUGGCAGUAUUUGUUCCUAGAGCCCCACAAGACUUGAUAUAUAUUGGACGUUAGUUUAUGUGAGAACCCUCAUCCUGAUCCUUUUGGAAGUAGCAAGUGGAGAUUUUGCAAUGGAAUUUACAUAUGGACUCUGCAGUGCACAUUUAGAUGACACUAACUAGACUUCAAAAGAUUCCUUUGUGGUUUGGUACAGUCAGAACGAAUUCUGACCAGUUGAAUCUCUAACUUCAUUUACAGACAAGCUUCCCUUGUUUUUAAUGGAUAUGUUUCAUUUAAUAAACAUGUUUAUACCUAUCAGCAUGCUUGUGAUAAGAAUAUAAACUUUUUCUAAAAUGUCAUAACUCCAUUUUGUCUUACAUCAGAAAACUGUAAAUUAAAAAAACUUUUUAGAACACAUGCAUGUAUUGUAUGAAUGCAAUAUGCCUUAAAAAAGAUAAUAGAGUAUUAAUUUUAAAUCUUCUCGGAAAUAGAAGAACCUAGAUGUUAAAGCCAGUGUUCGUUUAGGUUACGAAUCAGACAAUAGUAUAAUCACAUUCUUACCAUUUUUUGUUAAAGUGUUGUGACAAUUAUAAAAUAGGAAAUGAAUGUAAAAUAUUACCAAAAGAAUACUACUCUAAAAGUCCAUAAAAGGUAAUGCAUAAUAAUAUUGCUCCUAUAUAUUUAUCAUACUUAUGAAAUUUUUAAUCACAUCAGAGAAUUUUUAAUAGCCUUGUUUCCUGUAUUAUAAAAUAAUACAUAUUCAUUAUAAAAAUCUUGGAAACUCAAGUGUAUUAAGCAGAAAAAUAAUAACUGAUAACACACCCCAGUAACCACCAUUAAUAGCUUCCUCCCUGUAUGUCCCUAUAUGUAUAUUCUAUACCAUUUUAUAUCAUUGGGAUCAUGCUACAAGCAAUUUUAUAAAUACAUUUUUCUUUCCACUACAGAAUAGCCACAUUUUGUUAUGGCCUUGAAAUUUUUGCAAAACCAUUUUUGUAUUUAAUGAACACAAAUCCAUUUAUUUUACCAUGCUCAUCUUUGUAGACUAUUUCGGCUAUUUCUAAUUUUCACUAUUAUAAGUAAUCUUAUAACAGUUUUGUCUAUAAAAAACUUUGUCCAUGGAAUUGAUUAUUUAGCCAGGACAUAUUUCCAUGAAGGAUUUUUUUAAAUGUGAAUUUUUCUUAAUUCUCUUAUCUUUUGUGAAAAGGUUUUCUGCUUCUAACUGCAUGAGUCCUAGCUGUGAGGAAAGCCAAUUAAAUAACUUUUGCUUUUUUUUUUUUACCUUUAGAGAGGAAAUACUGUGGUAACUUUUGUCAAGAGUAACUUUUUAUAAUAUAGUAAGGUGGAAUAGAAAGAAUCAACUAUUCCAAAUAUAGUUCCUAAAUUAAUAUCUCUAGUAGUUCUAAGUUUUGUUCGAAGAACCAGUUAUUCAACUCUUUCUAGCCACAACUGUAAAGUAGAAUUGAUGAAAUGUAAAGAAAUCAAAUGUGCCAAGUGAAUAAAGGAUUAUCAUAUCAAAACCUUGGGAUCCUUCUAUAGACAACAGGAAUGAGUAUGUCCUUAUGUGACUGGAUUCUGUCAGAAUGUGAUUAGGAACCACCGCCCCCCCCCCCAUUGACCCCUGCCAUGUUGGAGGAUUCCAGUUUGAUGCAUUGACCAGGAAAACUAGCAAUUGUACCCCUUUAUUUUUUUUAAGUAACCUAUGAAGUCAUAGUGAUGGGAGAUGUGGGAAAGUCAGAGAUGUUUAGGAGAAUGAUGUUUAGAAGAAUGGCUGUCUCUGAAGUGGACGGUCAGUCUUGAAAGAGAGGGCAUAUUUGUAAAGUGUUCACAGUGAAAAGAAUGUGGCGAGCCAGUUUACCAAAAAAGGUUUUUGCACGUACUUUUUUUUUACGAAAUACAGAGCAUUUUUAUAUCGGAAAUGAAGGAAAUGAACAUGGGUUUUCUUUUUCCUCAUGUGAUAAUAUUCUGAAGGAGAUAUGGACUAUUUGAAAUUGAAAGCAUACUAAUACUAAUUGGACCAUAAUAAAUCAUUCUUAAUCCGUG